Messenger RNA from Pomacea canaliculata, 11269 nucleotides. RefSeq lists its product as uncharacterized. Gene Ontology annotation, biological process: regulation of phosphorylation. The transcript is spliced from 5 exons. Gene Ontology annotation, cellular component: cytoplasm. The record is from RefSeq and is a predicted model, not a curated record. The coding region runs from base 1820 to 2344 and encodes 174 amino acids. Gene Ontology annotation, molecular function: protein serine/threonine phosphatase inhibitor activity. NCBI's taxonomy places the organism in Eukaryota, Metazoa, Mollusca, Gastropoda, Architaenioglossa, Ampullariidae.
AACUGCCCUAACCAUAACUCCUGACAAGAAGUGAUAAACUGCCCUAGCCAUAACUCCUGACAAGAAGUGACAAACAAGCGGUUAACAAAGCAUGACAGGAGCUCACACCAGAAAGAAUCAUUAGUUAGUGGUGAUAAACUGGCCACCUUCUGUUGCUUUGGAAGCGCCACAAAGGAUAAGAGAAUGGAUAUUUCAGUAACAAAUGUAACAGAGAGGUUAAGAUAAAAAGUAUUAGAAAUUACAUGCAUAACUGUAUACAUGUACACAAAUGCAUUCACUCUCUUCCAGCCCUAUGUAUUUGGUUGAGAAUAUGGCUCUGCAAUAUCAGCUGCUGUUUUUCUUUAAAACAAAUUAUGAUUUAUAAAUUUAUAAUUUCUUUUUUAAUUACACUAUCAGUGUAGACAUGAUGCUGCAUUUUAAUAUUCUAUUGUUGCAAGUCUCCAAACAGUAAAACAAAGUGGUGUCUUUUACUGCCACUGUCUUCCUGCAUACAAUGCCUGCCACAGGUGCACUUCUCAAUAAUCCAGGUAACCAUAAAACUAAACUACUGUCAGUGGUGUAAGAUGGGUGGGGGAGUGAGGGGGAACUUUAUGCUGAUGGUGAACAACGUUCACAUUCUUGUCUCCUCAGUAUCUUUUUGAAGGGGCAGCCCCCACCCUUACCCCUCUGGUUCCUACCCCACUGCAUAUGUUGACAAAGAGGCAAUUCUCUAUAUUCAAUGGUAAUUAGAUCAUCUUGAAUGGACCACUAAUUCUCCUGGUAGUUAUAAAUUAUAAAGUGCAAGAAAAAAAAAAUAUAUAGAACUCAAUCUAAGAGAUAACAUGACACUAGACAUUGACACUUCCCCGCCCUGCUAAAGAAAGGAGGGUGAUUCAAGUAUCUCUCACAAGAGUCAUGAUCCACAGGGAGGAGAUAACGUUGACAAAAGAAUUUAACGAAACGAUUGGAGCCUUUUCAUAUGAGCACGAACUUGUAUACACGUCCGUGAUAUGAGCGCUCGCGACAUCGGGGAAACCGAAGGCACUAAAGACCCUGCGGCAGAAGGGAGGAGUAGGGUCCGGGCACCGUUUGUGUGCGACCAGAGUUCUCCGGAGCGGUUGCGGUUGGGGGGUGUGAGGAGAGGGGAACCCGUCUAUAAUUUCAAUGCUGUCGUCACAGCCAGCGCGCCCUGGUUGCCGGGUCAUGCAUGACCUUUUCAUUUUAAUGCUUCAAAAAUAGAGGUCUUGUGCCGGCGAUUAACGUACAGAUAAUGCCCCCGUUUUGUUGUCGAUUUGAAUAAACUUCGCUAUGAAAAUCUUUCUACACAACACAGACCAACAUCGCUCUUCACUGGCUAUCUAACAUCGUCAUCGUAUCAUGCAAUCUAUAUAUGAACAAGCCUUCCAGUCCUCCUUGUUCAUUCGACGUUCACAUACACACACGUCUGGUAUUUUUACUGACACCAUAGAUCAAUGACAUGGCUCACGAACAGCUGAAAUGUCAGUACUGACAAGGAUCACAAUGUAUUUGUGGUGUGAAGGACUAUCAUUUUGAAAAAAGAAAGACUUCUGUCCGUGACACGACUAUCGGUGGCCAACAAUACAUUGCCUACAAUAUGUCCACUCACCCACCCCCACCUCGUGACACCCUCAACUCCUAGUGAGCUGUCAAAUAGGGCAAGGCGCAUAUUCAAAUGGCCUGGAGGCACGCUCUAUCAAACAAUAACCCAGGUCCCACUCGUCUUUUUUCGCAAAGCAACGAAGGCAAGCAGGAGUGGAGUACCCUUUGCUUCGUGUUGGGCCUCCACUACAAGACGUCGGUCAAGUGUCGAUAGUGCAGCAUGAGCCACCGCAAUCCUUUCCGCAAGUCAGUAGGAGUCUACGAAGUGAUGGCGACGUCCUACACGGGUGGCAGUAACGACACACGGACAGAUUCGCGGUACACACAAGGUAAAACCAUGGACUCCAUCGCGUCUUCUAAGUCGACAGAUAGAAAUCAUCCUGGAUUGAAAGAGUCUGUGGGAAAGUCCUCUCCCAAAGGAGUGAAUCAUGUGAAUUUUGAUACAAAGGAAAAACAUGUUGAGAAACGGGAGAAGUAUCUUACAGCGAAGUACGGACAACACCAAAUGUUGUUGAUAAAGAAAAGACUGGCUGUGGAAAUGUGGCUUUUCGAAGAAUUAUCAAGGUUAUACUGUACAGAGGAUGAUGACCAUGAUUGUAACCUUGAACUGGAGGAAGUUCUCAACCUUGAGACAGAUGGUGAACGCAGAGCAUAUGUAUUGGAGCAGUUGUCAGAUGCCAAAGAGUCCCCAGAAGAAGUUCAAAAGUUUGUGGUGGAGCUAUUGGCAAAAGCAAGAACUUUAUAGCAAGGAAUCAUUUGAUAGUAAACAGCCAGGUGGAUCAGUCCAGGAGACAAGACUUUCAGGCUUCAGCCGAAACAGGACCACCAUGUCUUUUGGAUUUACAGAGUCAAAUGGACCCAGAAAUGUUGUGGAGUUACCUGUGGAGAACCUGUUGGAAGAGAUUCACAUUUUGUCCAACUAAUGGCAGCUGUCAGUCUUGGCCUGGCUCUUCCCUUGACAUCACCAAGAUCUUCUUGGAGUUUAUCCUUCUUUAUACUCUUUUGAAGUACCAAGGCAUCUUUUGCAGCUUGAAGUGCGUGAUCUGUUUGUAUCUGUUCUAAGCAGAAUGGGUGCAGACUUAAGAGUUGUGCUGGUCAUAGUGCAGGAACGUUGAAUGAAAUACAGAUGUGCCAGGGAGAUUCUUGCAUUCGCGCUGAGCUACUACACCAGUUAUAUCCAUUCAAGGUCCACUGUGUGAGAAUGUCAAGGGUGGAGCAAGACUGCUACUUCCUUUCUUUUAAAUCGAUUUUAGUGUGUGUGUUGUAGGGAAGGGGGUUUCACAUAUGCAUGCAUAUAUAUCCAUACAAAUGCAAGAAUGCGUGUGUAAAGGGUGUGAGCAUAAAGUGUUCUGACUGUUGCCUAGACACAUCAGAAAUAAAUCAUUUUAUUGCUGUAAAUUUCAGGACUAAGGUAAAUACUGAAUGGCAUAUGUAGAUGAUAAUUGUAGACAAAUAAGGCUGCAUGAAAGUGUGUUCAAGAUGGCCUAUUAUACAUGAGCAAUAACAGACUGUCAGUCUUUGGGGUGGUAGUGGAUAUGCUGGCUCUGUUGUAUGCUGUCGUUUCAUGUGGCCACUGGCUAGAGUGGGCCACCUCAUCUGGCACAACCUGCAUACAGAGCCUGAAAUACCAGGAGCACCAGAGGAUUAGAUGUUCUUUCAGGAUUCUGGAUUGUCUAGGGAUAAAACAGGUCUUUGCUAGGUGGUUUGUUUUUUUGUUUUUUUUUUUUUUUUGUGUUUUUUUUUUUGUGGAAAUUUUUUUUUCUCCCGCUUUUUUCACAUCCACCACCCACGCACACUCCCGGAGAAUGAUAUGAAGAUAAGUAUAAUGUUUGGGUUAACAAGACAGAGGUGUUUGCUAUCCCUAAUCAAAGUUGCAGAUUGGAAUUCCCACUCUAAAGUAUUAAUGACCUAGUAGAAUUGCAUAAUUUGUUGCUUCAAAUGGGAAUGGAUAUUACAAGCAGUUGUAUGUAUCACAAUUGUAAAGCAGGACAAAGUUACUAUAGAAAAGAGUAAGAAUGCCUCUCUAUGAAAAAAGCAAAAUUUGACUAUGGAAAUGAACAGUGGAGGAGUAAGUGGUGUGGAUUUUCUGUGGGUAUAUAAUGGUUGACAUUGCAGCAGGUUAUGUAGUUAAAGCCACUUGGCUGCAAAGAGUCCAAGAAUGUCUAACCCUAACAUUUCUUCAUCCAGCCGCAGUAUUAUUACUGGUGUUGAGAGUAGCAUGCUACCCUAGCUGUACAGUAUACAACAAAUGUUUGUUUCCUCUCUGCUUACCGUCUUAAGCAUUUUAAGUUACCUCCAUGACACACAUGGUAUGUUUAUAUGUUCAAAUAAUAUUUUUCAGAUAUAUGCUUACAAUCAUUUAUAAGAAAGUGCAGAAUUUGAUUGGCUGUACAUAUGCUGCAUUCUUUGUAUUUAGUGAAGCUGCUUAAGCUAUUUCUGCUAAACAAACUCAGUUUGGCAACCAGAAUAAAAAUAUCUUUAAUUAUUGGAGAUUUUUUAGCAAUGCCAGGCACAAGCCAAACAGAGAUAACAAGCUGGGUGUUCUGGCAUACAAUACAUUCAUAGAGCACCUUCUGUGUUGCCCAAAACAUGACACACAUCUAGCAGUCAGCUAAUGUCAUGUUGGAGGAAUAGAUCUUCCAUCAGCUCAUGUCCUCUCACAUAUCACAUUGGAUUGCGUUUUCCCUUCAGCGAAAUCAUCAGUGAUUUUUUUGGGUGGGGGAGGGGGAGGAGGGAUUUGGUUGCUCAGUGCAGUGAGUAGUUCUAGUACUUGUAGAGUGCUUUCAGAGAUUUCAAAGAUUUUCAGGAAAGUUUAGAAAGCCCUCUAAAGAGUUUAAAAUCUACAGCCUGGUCUAGAGGGUCAUGUUUCUUUGAGUAUCUCAGGGAUCAAGACCAGGACAAUUUGCUGAGGUGUUUUUUAUAAUAUUAGUAUUACUCAUUAUCAUAUUGCCAUGAGUGUUCUGUCCUGAUUAAUUCCUCAACCAACACUGCAGCACUAAGCUAUAGCAUAACUGGUGUAAAUAUCUUUUUGUUGUAUGUCCAUGACUCUUUCAAUUUACACUUUUUAAAAAUGCUGCAUAUGACGAAUAUGCACCAUAGCUCUUUCUGACUCCUUGGCCAUCUACAGUUAAAAAGAACAUGUCCUCCAGCUUUGACAUUCUAUGGACAUUGUGUAAAUUGUUCCGAGUCUACAUUUAUUGCCAAGAACAAACCAUGAGAAAUGAGGAGGAACUGUUUAAAGUUUUGACAAAUUACUUGGUGAUAUGCAGUCUGUCAAGAAUGUAAAACAAAAUUAUUGGCAAGUGCUAAAUUAUCAUUUGGUGCCUUGCCUGUAAAACAGCAUGAAAGCAUUCUUCACAUGGAAGUGAGUUGAACUUCAAUCAGCACAUGAAUGUGCCAUGAAGAGCAGGAAGAUAACGCAACAGAGCCACCGUUUUUAACUUUUUUGUUUCUCUUUGGCGUUUGAGCUUCUUUCCUAGUUUUAAAAAGAAGGGCCUUGUGUUUAGUGUUAUCAACAUUUUCGUACCGUUUAGUGUUAAACCGAAACACAUGCAUCCAUAUUUUACACUACCUUUUAGAAGAUUUUUCAAAGUAUUUCUCGCUCACAUUUGCUUAUAUCAUUGUGACAUUGUAUGAUGAAAGUUUUAGGGAAAAGAUUUGGAUAGAGUAUGGUGAUAGUUAUGGUCUGUGGAAUUUGAGUUUUUGUGCACAUCAGCAGCUGUCUGCAACGCAAAUUUCCAAGUGGCUGUGAUAGUGGUAUCAUUAUUAUUAUAUAUUGUAUAAUUUAAGAAAACUUUUGAAGGGAAUAUUAGCAAAACUGGUUGUGUGCAUACAGAAAUUAUCAUUUUUUGCCUGGUAGGGUUGAUGAACACAUUUGCUAUUCUAAAGGAUCUGUUUCCAUUCAAGUAUUACCAUUGUAAGUGUAUGAUAUUUUUAUUUUACACUUGUUAAUAUCCUAAAUGGAAAUCCACAUAAAGCUCUCUUUUGGCAAUUUUCUUGUGUCUUACAAUUCAUAAUUAUGAAGUUCAUUAUUUAAAGUUAUAUAAACCCAGCAUUUACUGGGGGCUUUCUGCUUACUUCUUACUUUUUGGUGCACAUCUCAGAAGCAGACUUUCUCGGUUGUUUGCUUUAGAAGCAAACCAAGAAGUUUGUCAAAACACAACACAUGUGUUACACUGUACCAUCUUGUCAUUUUCCUUUAGAUUUCUUCUGUAGAAUACUAGUGAAACAGCAGAGGGCUGCUUGAUAUGACAUAGAGCUGCCAGUUGACAUGAUACAGAGCUGCUGCUCAUCUUUGCCUUGCUGCUGCUGUCAUUGUCAUUGUCAUUGCUGACUUUGAUCUGUCAGUAUUUUGAACAUGGAGAACUGACCAUCGUCAUGCUUGCAAUUACCAUUUUCUCAGAUAGAUGAGCCAGAAAGAAAGUACAGUUAUGGUGUCUUAGUCUUAAAAUAAUUGCUGCUUGUGAGUAUACAGCAUGUGUGAGAACAAGUGCGAUAGUGUGGAUGUGUAUGCAUGUGUGUCUAGAUGUUUGUGCAUUGGUGCAGUUCAGGAAAGAGAUUAGCACAGCAUUAUGUACAAUGCUAAGUCAUUAAUCAUGAGUUUUGGUGCAGUUUUUACUGAAUGUGUUUUGCCUUGGGAAUGAAUGUGUAAUUUUGAAGUCAUAGACUUAAAAUCCUAGUUCUUCAAAUAUGUAUAUUUGAAUGUUGUACUUUGCAUUGUGUCAUUUUCAUGAUAUUAUUCUAGUCUGUUUAUAACUGACUAGACUGCGUUAACAAGGGAUGAUGAUGGUACUGUGGAUUUAUGUAUGCAGAAGUAAUGCAUACAGCGUUGUUUUUAUGAUUAAUCUUAGAUCAUUUAAAUCUUGAUCAUUUAACAUUUUGCCUCCAAAGAGGUAUUCUGUUUGAUAUCAUACACUUUAUACAGAAAUAUUAAAAAUAUCCAAUUAUUAAUAUGUAUAAGAUCAUUUUAAAACAGUACUUUGCAGUUUGUACUAUAUUUAGCACCAUAUCUGCCAUAUUUAGCCAAGUGCAUGUCCACAUCAGAGUCAACACAAUAUUUUUGUUUCUGUCCUGUUAAAAUACAGUAAAUCUUUGCUGAUUGCCAGCCGCCUAGUUGUUGAAUAGUUUGCAACACUAGUCUAGUUGGUUUACCUUUGAUUUACACAGAAAAGGGUGCUCAGUAUCUUUGUAAUUGGGGGGAGGUCGUGGCAGCAGGUUUCAUCAAGCACACUAAAGAUGUAGUUAGAAGACCAUGGGUUCUGCCCAUGUGGUUGUUAUGAGCUGGUGGAGUUAGUUGAGCAGUCUGUCAGUUACUGUUUAGACACACCCUCUUGGUUGGGAUUUUUUUGGGGGGUAAGGUUGCCUUCUCCAGCCCUCAAUACUGCAGGGACUUUGUUUCAGCAGACCAGGCUGGUCCCUCCCUAAUGUACACACCAUUGGCAGACUGUGUGCAUUUGCUAUCAGAAUGUGCAUCUCUUCCCUCUAUUGUUUCAUGGUCAGUGUUUCAUCCUGGUCAAAAUAGCCAGUCUUGAACUGGGUACACAUCAGUUGUAUAAAUAUUGUUUUUUAACUUAGACAUGAAAAAUUUAGGAUUUAUAAUUGGGGAACAGGCAGAGGUAAGCAGUGGUAUUGUUUGCUGAAGGAUUUCAGCCACUCUUUGGAUGAAUUCAAGGUUAUGAAAAUGUAGAAUAAAGUAGCUAGGUGGAUUGUUUGUAAGGGGGUGGUAGUGCCUUAAGGAGGGUCUAGUAAGCCUUUUGCAUUGUUACCAGUGUGAUAAUAAGAACAGUCUAGGCUGGUCAUAAUCUUCCUAGCAACCAGUACUUUCAUUGAAAGAUUGCCAUAUGUGCCACCAACAGCCUUGUUUCUUUUUGCCUUUGUUUAGCUACUGUUUUAUUAAUGACUUAGAAUUGGGGUCAUUCUGUGUACAGUGCCAGAAACUGACCACUCACCAAUGCAUCUCUUGGUAGUUUGUGGGCAGGCAUUUCAAAUAUACAUCUGUUGCUGAAAUUGUCUUUCUGGACACCUAACUAUACAGUUAGAAAUCUUGGAUAGAUGGUUGACGCUGUAGAGCAAAUGAAGUUGGCAAUGAGCAUGUUGUUGGAUGGUGACAUCACCUGCUGGUGUUGUAGAGGACAGAUUUAUCACACAUCCACCAGCAGCUGAUUUUCUCUCUGUCCCUUUUUCAUCAUCUGUCAGCGUUUGCUGCUUCAGCUUUUUUCUUUGUCAUCCUUCUGUCAUGGUCCUACGCAUAUUUACUAAAGGAGCGGCUAUGGUUUUAUUUUUAUUUUUUAAGGAGUGGCUUUCUCAGUGUGAUGGUGAUCCUUCCUCUUUAUCAAGAAUGUGUAACAGCAUGGCUUCCUUCUUGGAUUCUGGUUGUACCUGUUUGUAACCACUUCACUUCUACAUUUACAUUUUUUACGGUUGUUUCCAGUCAGUCACCUAGCGACCCAGAUAACCACUCAGCUUUUAUGAGCCUUUUGAGACAUUGGUUUGAACGUGAACGCAAAAAAAUGGGCUCUGGAAAAACAUUCCUCUCCUCUACCAGGCAGUUCAGUCCAACUAGCACGAAUCUGUUCAGCAAUGUAUGUGUUGUGUUUUCUUGGCAAAUUUAAUUCUAGAAAGGUGAAUUUUUGUGAUAUCAUUGUACUAGGCUGAAUUAGAAUGACAGUCUUGUAAGUCGGAGGUAUUCUCCUCUUAGCGUUCAUGCAGCAUUGCCAUUAAGAAUGUACCUGUAGCCUUAAAUGCAAUCGUCCUAUUCUGACUUGCGUGCUACCGCUAUCAUUUGCGUCACAGAAAACACUGGGUAAACAGAAAUUUGGUAUUGCAGAUAAGCUGAGUGGCUUCAAACUAUUAUAUCACAAGUGUGUCGUUCUUAUUGCUUUCAGUUUGUUUAUGUCUGGAAUCCAGUUUUUUUUUUUUUUAAUCCACUGGUGAAGGAUCUGUGGAUUUUAACGGUUGUCAAGCUGCUGUUGUGUGAAUCCUGCAGAAUAUUUUAACCAUGUGCAAUUCUCUUUGCCUUCUAUAACCUGGACACAAUAUCCAUGUGUUCAGUCUUGUGCAGUCCUGUUAGGUCGACAAGUUUUUCACUGCUGAUACCAAUAAAUAAAGACCUGAAAAUCCAGAGGCGUGUGCGGUGACCUUUCACAACAUCUGUCUACCCCUCCACUUCCUGUAUAGUUUUCACAACGAACCGUCCAUUCUGUGCAGACAAGAAGGGCAGUGAUGCAGCUGUGAGAUCAUUAAAUUCUCGAAGAUGUAUGGCAUCUGUUUCUUUGUCAUGCUAGUAUGCUACUGUUAUUUAUUGCUUUACAAGAUGCUGUUACGUUUAGAGAAACAGCUUUUACAAUCCAGUUUCAGAUUUAUCAUAGUGUCACCUAUUACAAUCAUUGCUGAUAACCUUUUUUUAAAACACGUCUGAAGAAGGUUGUGGACGGAGAUAAGAAGUUAAUGUGACCUAAAAUAUGUAUAUAAAAUUCGGGUAUGUAGUUGUCGGCCUGGCAUCAUAAAUAGGUUUGUUUGACUUGUGACAUUUGGAGAGACAAGUGUAGCCUGGAGGAUAAAUGUGGCUAGUGUCAAGGUUAUUGGAGCUCGAAGAAUAAAUGUGGCUACAGUUGGUGACAGAUGACCUACCCCACCAUGAGUAUCGCACGCUAAUCUUCGGGUCCCAGCUCCCCAGCGCACCCCAAGUGCGAAUUCGUUCCCAUGGUUCGGGCCGGACAUUCUCCACUAGCACUGCGCCGUAUUAACAAAGUUUUGAAUGUGAGCAACAUUUUGGCUUGCCUACCUCUGAUCCCCGCUCCCAAACUUGCCUGUCGUGGGCAUCAGCUUGAGAGAUAAUGAUGGCGGUGUGGCGGGGUCAUGUAUGCGUGGUCUACUAGUCUGACCGAGGUAUCCUGUAGGUGCUCGAGCCGCCCACCCCUUUCGUGGUGUUACUCGCUACGACGAGGCCACCGAUCGGCGACGACCGUUGACAUGUGUGUUGGCGUUCUCCCUGCAGUUUUCGAGUACUGUGAUGUCGGGGGUCGGGUGGGUAGGAGGUGGUGUCUUUGUGGAAAGAAGCAAGGAAUGGAUAAUCAAUUUCCCCUCUGAUAGUAUUAAAGACAAUGGAAGAUGUGUAGAGAGCGUUCUGAAGAUUUGAUAAUAGACUUUCGCUUGCACAAUCUUGUAAACAAGCUGGUGGCCAUGGGUCACCUUGACCACAGUUUAAACCUCAUUGGGAGGUGGAUAGCCGAGUAGUUAUAGCAGUUGCGUGCGAACCGAGGCACCUGUGUUCGAUACCAGUGUUUCGCACGGAAUUUCUCCCAGUCGACACAGUUGACACAGCUGUUGGAAAUGAGUACCCGACUCCUUAGAGCAGUGGUGCCCAACCCUUUCUCGUAAUUUACAGUAGGGCGAGAGAGAGGGAGAUGGUAACCAUCCCCACAAAACCUGGCCUCUCCCCAACUAGAUGAUCUCUGACAUUGAUUUUAUUCCUUCACAAAAAAAAUCAGUUCGCCCAUAUUCUUUAUUUAGACCUUAAAUGAUUGUCAAAGAAAACAAAGGUAACUUGAGCCUCCCUGAGCGUGAGCAGACUGGGCGCGCUAGUAUGAAUCAACUCGGUCUUCGAUAAUAGUUUUGAUUGGAACUUACAACCAGGUUUGUCCGUAAUCAAAGAGGUCAGUCUUACUAGUACAACAUCAUAAAUUCAGAAUAGCUUAGUGGCAUAGCUAGCAAAGGAGUGUGGCUACGAGGACGUGUAAUAGCUCAUGGGAGAAACUUCUGCGGAAUUGAUUUUAUGAUGGACUCGCGGUCAAUACUGCUUUUGUUGCUGUACAUGUUUAGCAGCUAUAGUGUUCACAACACACGCUACCCCCAUCCCUAACAGCGGUUGAACAGGUGAACGGUCUGCUGGGGGUCACACCCUGUGGUCAGCUGAUCUCUGCUCGCGUCUGUUUGUCGCACCACGAGGUGACCCUGUAGGAGACGCAGGUGAAAUGUAUGCUGACAGCAAUGUCCUCUUCUUGAUGGGGAGAGAGGGGUGUUGUUUAUGUUUUUGGUUGGUUUGUUUUUUUCCCAGUGAUAGCUGCUUUUCCAGAAUGUUGUUGCCUCAUAAACUAGUUACUACUUACGGCCACGUUCACCACCUUCCCACCCACCUCCUAUCACACGUAACCUUGUUGUGUUCGCGUUUUAAGUCUUGUCGGGUGACACUUCAGUUCUGUCACCUCGGCAGCUAGUGUUACCUAGGAAACGGGCGGAAACAAAUGCGUGAGGGUUGAGAAUGUCGUGACAGUGAUAACGAUGUUGAUGCAGGCGUUAAACCACCAUAAGUAAGGCUGAGGGCAGUGGACAGGUGUCGGGCUCUCCAGCCCCUCACCACGCAGCCAGCAACCUGCUGACACAUAACCAUGUUCGGGUUGUUUCCAACACCACCCACCCACCCCCUUUCAAAUGCUGAAAUUUGUGUAAAUGUGUAUACAUACAUUUUCCUUAAUAAAUAGUUUAGAAGUAAUGUCUCGUGUUGAGUUUUGUCAAAUUUUAAUUACAGUAUGUGCUUUGGACUGUUCCUCCUUUUUCAGACAAGUGUAUACAUGUGUGUGUUGAGAAUGCACAGUGAAGAAAUCAGAUACCAGCGCCCUGUACUUCACAGCAUUCAAAAUGAAAAUAAAAGCCGCAAUAUUCGACAACAAAA